Jatropha curcas is the source of this 1666-nucleotide messenger RNA. RefSeq lists its product as uncharacterized. Lineage: Eukaryota; Viridiplantae; Streptophyta; Magnoliopsida; Malpighiales; Euphorbiaceae. The record is from RefSeq and is a predicted model, not a curated record.
CUUUCUUUUCUUUAACCUCUUUUUGAAUUUUUAAUAUUAUUUGAUAUGAACUGUCAAAAGUGAUUAAAUAAAGAACCCUUGAAGGUUUCUGCCUCAAUCUUCCAUUCUUUUACUUUUUUAUAAACUAAUUUAUAUUUUAUAAGAAUGAGAUGCAGAUUUUAAGGUGAGAUUGAUUCUUGUUAAAUACAAAACAUUUGCAUUUUUACUUCAUUGUUGCCUUUCUGUUUAUCUUUCUUUUUAUGUAAUACAAUAAAAUAUGAAUUUUCUUCUUUGUAGAAAAUUUAAGAGAGAGGCAGCUCAAAAAGCACCUAACUUGGUCUAGCUCUUAACUUAAAUAACUUUUGUUUCUUUUUAGUAUUGUCCAAAAGAGAGAAAGAAAGAAAAGAAGGAAAAAACCCAUCUCUCCAAAAUCUUCUUCAGAUCUCUCCUAUCUCUUGCUCUGUCCAUAUUAUCAAGAACCCAAUUGCAGUUUUCCAUAUAUCAUUAAAUCAAGAAAUAUUUUCUUGUUCUUUACAAUGAGAGAUAUAGUAUCUUGUUUUAGUGAAAAUGCCAUAAAUGUGUCUAAUUCUUCUUGUUCUAGCUAUUCAAACAAUGCUUGUAUUUCUCCCAGCUUCAUCCCAUCUGUUAAAAAUGCAGUUUCUAGCUUUUACAAGAUCAUUCUCUCUACUCAUAAACAAAUCUUGGUCUCAGUCACUUGGUGCAAGAAUCAUACAACUCAAGGCCUUACUAUAAACUUUGGCAAUCGAGAUUCUUCAACAACAUCUUUCAAGCUUAAUACCAACACAAGACUCUUCAGAAAGAAAAAGGGCAGCAAAGUUAUCGAAUCCGAAAAUUUGAAGGUUGAAAUCUUUUGGGAUCUCUCUUCUGCUAAAUAUGAUACAGGACCUGUUCCUGUUGAAGGAUUUUAUGUCUUAGUUAUGGUUGAUAAUGAAAUAGGCCUUGUUCUUGGUGAUAUAGAAGGAGAGACUAUAACCAAGAAGCUCAAAACUAGCACACCAGUAGCUAAAGCAAGUCUUAUUUCAAAACAGGAGCAUUGUUCAGGAAAUAGUACUUUAUAUGCAACCAAGGCACAAUUUUGUGAAACAGGAAUUCUACAUGAUAUUUUGAUUAAAUGUAGUGGAGAAAAUGAAGGGCUAAAGUACCCAGUUUUAUCAGUGUGUAUUGAUAAUAAGAUGGUGAUCAGAGUAAAGAGGCUGCAAUGGAAUUUCAGAGGGAACCAAACAAUUUUUGUUGAUGGAUUGCUUGUUGAUCUCAUGUGGGAUGUGCAUAAUUGGUUUUAUAGUCCUGGUUCUGGUUCUGCUGUUUUUAUGUUUAGGACAAGGAGUGGAAUGGAUAGCAGGCUUUGGUUGGAGGAGAAAUUGGUGCAAAAAGAUGAAGAAAGAAUUGAAUUCUCUUUGUUGAUUUAUGCCUGUAAGAGCUCUUGAAGGGGGAAAAGAAAAAAAACAACUGACUUUUGUUUUGUUUAUCUCUUGAUUCUUGUUUCUCUUCUUUCACUCUCUUUAUCUGAUUUUAAUGUUUGUUUCUUAUUUCUAUUUGUUCCCUUUCUGCUUGAAAGGCAUAGAGACUUAAUUAGCAUUCUUUUGAUCACUUGAGUAAUAAUUUAGCUGUUUAGUUGCUGAUUUGUGAAUUGAUAUACUACAAAAUUAAUUAUUGGUUCUGAUUUUAA